Messenger RNA from Linum trigynum, 1927 nucleotides. Lineage: Eukaryota; Viridiplantae; Streptophyta; Magnoliopsida; Malpighiales; Linaceae. The record is from the annotation of a GenBank genome assembly.
UCCGGCGACCUUCUAAUGCGUUGGAAAUUUUUGCUUUGGACGAGGAGUGCUUUCUGGUCAAGCUAGGAAACGAUGAAGAUUACUUCAAGGCGCUCACGGAAGGCCCCUGAACAAUUUUUGACCACUACCUCCUGGUUCAACAAUGGACGACGGGAUUUAGGGUUACGGACAGUCUACCCAAAACGAUGGUGGUCUGGGUCCAGUUCCCCGGCCUACCGGUGCAUUUCUAUCACAAAGAACUGCUCUUCACUAUGGGUAAUCUCCUAGGAAGAUCCAUCAAAUUUGACUAUCUUACACAACACCAACAGCGGGCGAAGUUUGCUCGGAUGGUAGUUGAAGUUGACUUAUCGAAACCGCUGGUACCGAGGAUCAGAUUAGACGGCCGGUGGCAGCAAGUUGAAUAUGAAAACCUCCCUGUAGUAUGCUUUGAGUGUGGUAUAGUGGGUCAUACGAACGUCUCAUGCCAAUCGAGGGACCAGGGCGCGAAAGGGGCUUCUGAUCUUGGUGCCUUGGCAUCGGCGGUGGUUGUGGCCGGCGGGUCCUCGCCGGAGUCCAAUGCCGGCUUCGGACCUUGGAUGGUGGUAACGCGCAAAUCACGGCGAAAUCAGAAAGAUAACGCCACAAAAGGUAAGACAGCGGAGGCCUUGGCGAUCACCAACGGGCAGAAGAAAGAUGGAGAAAGGAAAGAGAGCGAAAAUUCGGGGAAAUCUUCAUCUCAAAGAAGUGGGAUCUCGCUGCAAAAGCAACGGCAACAGACAGGGGAAAUACAAGCGGCGAAGUCUGAGGGGAAAGGAAAAGGUAAGUCGAAAGGGAAAGGGAAAGUAAUGGAGGCAGUAGGGUUGGCUGAAAAAGGCCUGCUGGGCCCGAAGCCCAAAUCGGGGGAGGCAUCUACUAGCGGGCCUAGCAAUGGGUCCAGUAAAGCUAGCUUUCAGACUUCCCAAACUUUGAAUCCCCAGCAGUCUGCGAGGGCUUCGAGUGGGCUGACUGGGAAGGUAACGGGCUUGGCUUAUCCAUCCGGGCCAGCGACCCAGACCAUCGAUGGGGAGAACGGAACCAAAAUCCGGAUUGUCGAGACGCAACCGUAUCAGCCGCCUGCUCCUCGCGUGGUCGACUCGGACACUCCGUCGGCGGUCUCCAGGAUGAAAUCAUAGAAGGAGGGGCGUGGCGGUGGAACGAAGAAAACGGCGAUUCCUAGGAAAGGUACCCCGAUGCGCCACAACCCGCUGAAGCCGCUGCAAAUCUGGUCCCUGGUGAAAGAGAAGAAGGGUCGAAAUAAGGAGAAGAGAGUCUCUCUAACCCUGCAACAAAUCAAGGAAUGGACGGAUGCGGCCAAGCCGAAGGCAGUGGUAGACUCCUAGCCGAUGAAUAAGGAAGCUAUGGAGAGGAUGGUGGCGGUUUCGAGCGGGCUAGUGAGCAGUCCGAACGCCCCUGCCCUUUAAGUCCUGGUGUGCUCUCUCCUUAGCGGCCUCUGUUUCGUUUCGUCCCUUUCCUUUAGUUAUAAUGUCUGCCAAUUUUAAGUCUUAUUUCAAAAAUUUUGCCUGGAAUGUUGGGGGGGGGGGGGGGCUGGUAGCAAUGCUUUUGCUCGCUCUUUGAAGCUUGCAAUUCAGCUCCACAGACAUGAUUUCGUUAUUCUUAUUGAACCGCAGAUUAGUGGUGUGAAUGCUAACAGAGUUUGUGAUAGGCUGGGGUACCCAGAUGUCAUCCGGGUUGAGGCGAACGACAGAAGUGGUGGUAUUUGGUUCUUCUGGAAUGCCAAUCAGUACGACAUUGCUAUCGUUUCUACGGGUUUCCAGCACCUGACCCUCUCGAUCUCUAAGGGUAAUAGUCGCCGUUGGAUGCUUACUGCAGUGUACGCCUCACCCCGGCAGCAGCUCCAGCAACUCCUUUGGAACUACCUUAUAGAGCAUAGUAAAACUAUGGACUGCCC